Molecule: messenger RNA, 1325 nt
Organism: Dreissena polymorpha
Lineage: Eukaryota; Metazoa; Mollusca; Bivalvia; Myida; Dreissenidae
Product: nephrin-like
Exons: 6
Coding region: 282-1325 (347 amino acids)
Biological process (GO): cell-cell adhesion
Molecular function (GO): protein binding
Source: RefSeq, a predicted model, not a curated record
CAAUCAACACUGUCAUAGAUGGCAACAAGGUCAUCGUCGCGAACGGACAGAAUACACUGACCUUGACCUGCACAGCCGGAAAUUCCAACCCCGUAUCUUCCAUACAGUGGAACUUUGACUCUAUUAUUUCUACACAACCCUCGGUAUCAAAUGAAUCCUCUUUAUAUGGAGGGAGAAUAGCGCGUAGUGUUCUUACGUUUACACCCAGUAGAAACGAUGAUGGGAAGAAUGUGUCAUGUAGGGCGAACAAUACACUCAACCGACCAGCGUCAUCAUCUGUCAUGCUGGAUUUCAAAUAUCGCCCACAGAUUUCCCUGAUACCGAUUCAGUCCGCAGUUGAAGGUGACUCAUACACUCUACUAUGUGCAGCUCACAGUAAACCUCCUGCCACCUUUAGCUGGUACAGGAAGGGUGCAUUAAUCCAUGAGGUAUCUGGUACUAGUUCAGAUAAUCAGGGACCAUACACAAUCAACCCUGUUAACAGGUCUCAUACAGGGAUAUACACAUGUAAAGCAGAUAACAACGUAUGGAACAAGGACGAACAAGAUGUUACUUUUACCGUGCAGUAUCCACCUGAUAUCACAGUUGUUGUUCAGAAUACAUCAAUUAUGACAAACAUAUCUCGGUUGAUUUGCAAUGCCUCUGGAGUUCCUAGUACGUACACAUUCAGUUCUACAUGGUCACAGGAUUGGCCUGGGCACGGCAAGAUCAAGGACUGGAUUGGCAAUAAUGACACUCUUACACUGAACCAGCUGACUUACGCACAUUCUGGACUGUACUCGUGCUCUGCUACAAAUGGUAUAAAGGUGUUUGGGACAGACCAACAGUACAUGCGUGGUUCUGGAUACCUGCUUGUUAAAGGGAAACCACAGCCACCAUAUGAUGUUGUUAUAGAAGAAAUCAAUGACCAUUCCGCUGUAAUAUCCUGGAAACAUGGCUUUCAUGGUGGUUUUCCACAGACUUUUGUUAUACAAACCAGCUUUGAUGGAAACUCUUGGAAGAAUGCAACCACUGUUGAAGGAGAAAUGCUUAUGACUGUGCUUCGUAUUAACGCAACAGUGACUGGUCUUGAGCCAGCAACUCAGUAUUUCGUUAGAAUGUUCUCAUUCAACUCAAAAGGAGCAAAAUCCACCGGACAAGUGCUGUAUGAGGCAUCGGCUGUUUCGGCGAUAAACAAUGGUGGGUCCAUAUUCAUCGGACGUUUCGGCACUGUCCCACUACGUCCUCCUAUGGUGUGCCGACCGGAAGUGAUCAAUUUUCGGCCAGGAGAUAGUAAGCCUCCGCUACACUUCCUCAUCUGCCAGGUCUCGGUGGCCAGUCCCUAG